GGGGAGGAAAAUAACCUCGAACCUACCAAUCUCGCUAUCCCGAAGCACCGUCCGACAGCCUCAAUUGAUCUCGAAAUCGGUCGUGGUCAAUUGAUCCCCACAAACGGCAGAGGCUCGAUCUUCUUAAUAUCUCAAACUUCACAAUGCUUUCCCGGGCGGCGAGACCAGCUCUGCGAGCUGCAGCUGCGGCUCCCUCGCGAGUUACGGCCAGCGCGCCCACCAACGCUGCCAACUUCGCGACCCUCCGUGAAAUCGAAGGCCGCCUCAAGUCCAUUCGCAACAUCGAGAAGAUCACCAAGACGAUGAAGAUUGUCGCCUCGACCAAGCUCAACCGCGCCCAGAAGGCCAUGUCCGACUCCCGCGUCUACGGUGCCACCUCCAACGAGGUCUUCAACUCCGCCGAGACCAAGCCCCUCGAGGGUGAGGCCAAGAGAGAGCUCAUCAUCAUCUGCUCCUCCGACAAGGGCCUCUGCGGUGGUAUUCACUCUGGUCUCUCCCGUACCAUCCGCCGCGAGUUCGCCGAGAAGAACGCCACCGCCGACCUCGUCAUCCUCGGCGAGAAGUGCAAGGCCCAGCUUCAGCGCACCAACGCCAAGGACAUCCGUCUCUCCUUCGCCGGCGUCGGCAAGGACGUCCCCACCUUUGCUGAUGCCUCUGCCAUCGCCGACCAGAUCGUUCAGCUCGCUGGCGACUACUCCUCCAUCAAGAUCCUCCACAACAAGUUCAUCAACGCCACCAGCUACGAGCCUGUCACUAUUGAGGCAUUUUCCGAGGAGGCCAUCACCCAGUCCCCCAACUUCUCCGCCUUCGAGGUCGAUGAGGAGCUCAUCCCCAACCUCCGCGAGUACGCCCUUGCCAACUCCAUCUACUGGGCUCUGGCCGAGGGUCACGCCUGCGAGAUCUCUGCCCGUAGAAACGCCAUGGACAAUGCCUCCAAGAACGCUGGUGAGAUGAUCAACAAGUACCAGAUUCUGUUCAACCGUACCCGUCAAGCCGUCAUUACCGGAGAGCUGGUUGAGAUUAUCACUGGUGCCACUGCCUCCGAGGACAUGUAAAGCGGGUUUUGGAAAAAGCGCGCGCACAUCGCAUCAGAUAGAGAUGAUUAUUACCUCUCUUCCCUUUGUAUCAAGCUACCAAGGGCGGCUAGUUUAGCCCUCAGUGUACCAAAUCCUCGCGAAUACAUCCUGAUCUAGAAAAUGGAUCGGUUAUUUUCAUCUAUUUAUAA
Colletotrichum godetiae is the source of this 1225-nucleotide messenger RNA. RefSeq names its product ATP synthase F1. The coding region runs from base 144 to 1055 and encodes 303 amino acids. Lineage: Eukaryota; Fungi; Ascomycota; Sordariomycetes; Glomerellales; Glomerellaceae. Gene Ontology annotation, molecular function: proton-transporting ATP synthase activity, rotational mechanism. Gene Ontology annotation, biological process: proton motive force-driven ATP synthesis. The transcript has 4 exons. The record is from RefSeq and is a predicted model, not a curated record.